GUCAUCCCAGCGCGACGGCUUCAAAACGGGCGCAGUCUAAACAACAGCUAGCAGUUUCUGCAGUUAUCAUAUCCGUUUAGCGGAUUAAAAAAAAAACGAUUUACACAUUUUUUACAUUCAAAUCACACACAGUGGAGGUUUUGUAGCUUCAGUCUCAAUGCGUAGCUGUUAUCUUACCCGCUUCCCGCUCUCCUGAAGUGGCUCAAGCUUUAGCUGUUAGCUGUUAGCUGUGAACGGGUUGUCACUGAUGGAGGAGCUGCCGCAUCUUCCACCUGAAGUUUGGGUCUACGUGUUCAGCUACCUGAGCACGGAUGAGAGGCACACGGUCCGCACCGUCUGCAGGCAACUCAAGAGGCUCGUCGACCACCCGUCCCUCUGGCGGGACUACACGGUGGUGCUGUCCGACCUCCGCCGCUACACCUACGGCUUCUGGGACACCCUGAACCACCGCAAGCUCACACGGGUAGCGGUGCGACACCUGCGGCGCAAAGAGUGGCGUCGGCUCGUCAAGUUCCUGCCGUCCCUCACGGCUAUCGUGUUCGUGGACGGAGGACGGAUCUACAAGGGCAAAUACCUGGACAACCUGGCCCGGUUCCCCGAGUUGAGGGAACUAGGAGUUCGGAACGCCAACUGGGAAGAGCCGGUGAUCGGGAGGAGUCUGAGCGGGCAGCUGCACGAGCGGCUGACUCACCUGAGCGCGUGUAACGUCCGGCUGCCCUGCACGGUGGAGUUCAUUAACGCCGUGUCACACCUGGUCAACCUGCGGUACCUGGUGUUCCACCAGCAAGGGGAGGGCUACGGGCUGGACACGGUGAGGCCAGUGCCCUGCGGCGUCUUCCACAACCUGCUGCUGAGCCUCAAGAAGCUGAAGCACCUUUCCUGGGGGAUGAGGGGGGAGCCGCCGGAGCCGCUGCCCGAUGACUACCUCAGCCCCACGGACCCGGAGAAUCCAGGAGCGCCGCGGUACGGCGGCCCAGCGCUGACCAGCCUGGAGCUGGUGGAUUACCCAGAAACCAUCCUGCCAGAGAACGCACUGAGGAGUCUGACCUCACUCCGGUCUCUGACUAUCCGCUACAGGUACAUCAGAGAGGGCAUCGAGUGCCGCCUCACCUCCUGGCUGAGUCCCCUCCAUCAGCUGGAGACCCUCACCAUCAUCGGAGGAAAUUCUCUGGCUGCCUAUACGACCACCAUCCCGUCCAGUGUGACCCGGCUGACGCUGCGAGUGGCCAUAACUCUGAAAGACAUGGACUCCAUCGCACCUAAAGUCCCGGGCCUGGAGCACCUGGACAUCGAGCAGAACCGCUCCAGUGGCAGCCUCUGCAGACGGAUCCCCAUGUUGUUUCCUCAGCUCAGGACACUCAGGAUACGGUUCUUCCGUCGGGAACCGGAGAAAGACCUGCUGAGCCUCAACCGGCUGCGCCACCUGGUGCAGCUGGAGCUGCUGGUGGAGCGCUCCUUCAUCCUGAGGGAUUACCUCAACGGCCACCCGUGGCCCAGCCCCAGCGUCCGGGCGCUCAUCAACCAGCUGCGAGAGCUGUCGGAGAACAGGAUCACCGUCAUCACAACCAUGCGCCAGAGAAACCCACUACGAGAGUGUGACUGUGUGUGGGAGGGCGACUGAAGACGGCCAAGGAAACAAAUCCGCAAAUCCGUUUUUUAUUCCUCCUGGAGAAGAAGAAGAAGACGACAGAGUCGGGAACAGAAGGUUGAAAUAAAAAUGUAUUAAGACAGACGUACACAUUUGUAGGGUUGGGCAUCGUUUUGAUAUUACAAUUCGGAUUGCAAUUCCCUUCGAUUACUAAGGUCUUCAGACUUUGAAAUCAUAAAGCUUAUAAAAGAGUGGAGACAUGACGGUGAUUGGAUGACGAAUCAAAGAUUAGAGCAACGGCUGCCGUCUGUUUUGGCUCGAGACCCCUUCAAAAGGAAGCACCGAAGCUCACUAGAGGGUGCAAAAACCCUCUCCGCUCAGACUGCAAACUCUCACCUCUCCUCAUUUAAAGCCACCAAGUUACAGUAGAGUUCAAAUAAAGGACGGCUGCUAAUAAAAUCCUUGUUAAAAACAUUGAGGGUGUUUGGUAUGACCUGUAAAACUCACACAGUAAAUUCAAAAGUCCUCUAUCCUCCCUCUGAUUUAUAGGCAUUCAAACAUAUAUGAAGUAACUUUGUCUAAAAACGAGCCCGACCCGACCCACGUUAUAUAUUUUGUAGUCUGGCUUACUGGACGUCCAGAGACGCGCCGGAUGUCAGACGUUUUCUUAACCUUCUGCUAUCUCUGCUAUCUAUUUUGUAAAGGUACUGUUGCUGCUUCCCAAGCUUAACACGGCCCAAGGUGAUUGUGAUUGGUUUAAGGAAAUACAAACAACCC
Molecule: messenger RNA, 2365 nt
Organism: Sander lucioperca (pikeperch)
Lineage: Eukaryota; Metazoa; Chordata; Actinopteri; Perciformes; Percidae
Exons: 4
Coding region: 248-1621 (457 amino acids)
Molecular function (GO): protein binding
Source: RefSeq, a predicted model, not a curated record